AUGGCUCUUAUUCCUGUUUCUCAACCAGCAUAUCGCUUCGACAAUCUCUUACAAGAACCUCUUAGAGAACGCGCCUUCCGGUUGUUCAUUCUUCACCCGGGCUCACCUAACAGUGAACUUGAAGGCGAGAUUUUGACGUGUCGCCUGAGAAAACCUAACAAUAGCACUGUGGUCAUCAAUGCUCCCGACUCAGGCGAGUACGAGGCUUUGUCUUACAAUUGGGGACCAGUCACCAACGAUGAUCCCGUGGUCAACAUACACGACACAAUAAUUACCAUCACCAAUAAUCUAGCUUCCGCAUUACGGGCAUUGCGGUAUCCAAGAUUAAAGAAACGAAGACUAUGGAUCGAUGCUUUGUGUAUUGAUCAGAGGAACCAAGAGGAGAAGAGCUUGCAGAUCUCUCACAUGUCCAUCAUAUUCAAUUCCGCAACCACGGUGCGUGUGUGGCUGGGACCCGACGACAGUGAUUCUGCACUUGCCUUUGAGUUCGUGCGCAAGUGUCUGGACAGCGAUGUGUUUGACAGAGCUAUGCGUGAUCCGCACGUAUCCAAGGACAUCAAAGCUUUAGUGUCUCUCAUGAAACGCUCUUGGUUCAGUCGACGAUGGAUUGUACAAGAGAUUGCUGUUGCCCGAGAAGCGGUUCUCCAUUGCGGUGAUCAGAAGCUGCCGUGGCAUGAGUUUGCCGAUGUCAUCUCACAACUGUCAGCCAGACUGUUCGAGAUGAAAGCUCUGUUCAAGAAAUCCCCAGAGUUCAACAACCAUGCAGAUUACCUGGGUGAAAUCUCCGAACUGGGAGCAAUCCGCUUGGUCGAAUUGACAGAUGACUUAUUCCACAAGACCGAAGACAACAAGAUUCGAGACAAGAACUUCUCGCUCGAAGCUCUGAUGUCGACAAUGUCUGCUUUCGAAGCGUCAGUUCCUCAUGAUAUAGUCUACGCGAUCUUGUGGCUGUCAAAUGAUGCAUUUGGUGUGGCGUUUCGGCGCGAUCAGAGUUCACCUCCUUCGCCUAUGCUGCCUCCUGUUGUAUCUGAUCAACCAUCGGUAGACGCUCAGCUCAAGAGAUCGCUUACAGACGGUAAUCAAAAUGGCGUUAAUAGUGAUAACAUCUCCAAGAGGAGAAGGGGUGAAGACAUCCCCUCUAUUCACAUAAGCGGAGAUGGUGCGAAAGCAGAAGGUGCAAACCAGCAGCUCCUGCAGAACGGCAACGCACAAACAACGACAAUGAUCGCGGAUGCCAUUUACUGUUCUUCGCCGCCAGCGGACACAAACUCUGCCGCGUCGCCCUUUCCUCAUCUUUCAAGCUUGCCCAAUGGCUUGCACCCCAUCAGCGCAGCAUCUGUUGUAGGGCGUUUCGGACGCAGCAGAACUCUCUCGGACGCCAGGAGUCCAGGAGAAAAGAAGGAGAUCAUAGUCGACCGACUCUCAAACGGCUUCCAACAACGCAGAAUCUUCCUCGACUAUAGCAAAUCCAUCUUCGAGGUCUGCCGCGAAGUGCUCGAAUUCGUAAUGUCUAGGCCUGAAGCCACCCUCGACAUUUUGUGUCGGCCUUGGGCACCAGAUGACCCAAACGACAGCGCAUUUCCCUCCUGGAUACCAAGGCUGAGCAAGGGAGUCGCUUUCAAACCAAAUCGAAGAGGGAAAUAUCAACGUGUAAACGCGAACCCCCUGUUAGGCAAAUUUGACUUCAGCGGUCCGCCGUACAGAGCCUCACACAACCUCACCGUCUUCAUGAAGUACCAAUUCCCUCGUGGCGACCCCCUUCGAGAAAAGAGCUUGCUCAUCAACGGUCUAAUCCUACAUACCAUUCAAUCUUCCGAGCUAAAAUCAAACGCCACCUCGGGCACAAUACCAGCCGACUGGCGCGAAGCAGCUCAAUGGCUCGAGACCCUUCCACCAGAGCAAAAUCCCCCUCCAGAUUCUUUCUGGCGCACUCUGGUCGCAAACAGAAACACGCACGGCAGAAAGCCUCCCUUGUACUGGCGACGAGCAUGUUCCGAAGCGUUUCAAGAAGCGCCCAAAGACGACGAUUUGGAGACUUCUCUCGUGCUUAGUGGUAACCCUGCGUCUUCGGUUCGAGAAUUCCUGCAUAGAGUGCAAGAGGUGGUGUGGAAUAGACGGUUGGCACGGAUCACCUUGAAGCAUACUGGAGUGGUGACGUUGUGUCUGGUGCCCAAGAACACACAACCAGGAGACGCGAUAGCGUUGUUGUAUGGCUGUAAUGUCCCUGUUGUGCUGCAUAGCCAUCAGAGGCAAGACAGGGGUGAUGCAAAGUUGUAUCGUAUGUUGGGCGAGUGCUAUGUUCAUGGCAUGAUGGAUGGUGAACUCAACAACUAUCGGAAGACCAUGCCUAAACCGAUGUUGCAGCAGACGGAAACGAUGUUUGAGCUUGUGUGA
This is a messenger RNA of Aureobasidium melanogenum CBS 110374, 2394 nucleotides long. RefSeq names its product HET-domain-containing protein. The record is from RefSeq and is a predicted model, not a curated record. Bases 1 to 2394 code for a protein of 797 amino acids. Lineage: Eukaryota; Fungi; Ascomycota; Dothideomycetes; Dothideales; Saccotheciaceae. The transcript has 2 exons.